Molecule: messenger RNA, 3235 nt
Organism: Chrysoperla carnea
Lineage: Eukaryota; Metazoa; Arthropoda; Insecta; Neuroptera; Chrysopidae
Product: probable ATP-dependent RNA helicase ddx20
Exons: 5
Coding region: 104-3235 (1043 amino acids)
Molecular function (GO): nucleic acid binding; ATP binding; RNA helicase activity
Source: RefSeq, a predicted model, not a curated record
CGUAAAAUAUACUAAUGUCAAAAAUGAGUUAAUGUCAACAUUUAAACGCAUUCAAACAUAACCUAUAUAAAAAAUAACAUAUUAUUUUAAACAAACGUGAAUAAUGUUUAAAUCGUUAGCACACAAUAUCGACGAUAAACAACGAACGAAUGAUGUAUAUAUUAGUGAAAAUGUUGAUUUUGCAGGAAUGUUGUUAUCUCCAGAUAUUCUUAAUGGUUUAAAUGCUGCCGGCUUUAAAAAACCAUCACCCAUUCAGUUGAAAGCAAUUCCGUUGGCAAUGUGUGGUUUUGACUUAAUAGUUCAAUCAAAGUCUGGAACAGGGAAAACUGCUGUGUUUUCAAUAGUGGCUCUUCAAUCAAUUUCUACACAGAUAAAAGAUCCACAAGUUUUAAUAUUAACACCUACUAGAGAAAUUGCAGUUCAAAUUCAACAUGUUUUAAAUACAAUCGGAUCUGAAUUAAAAGAUUUUAACGCAGAAUAUUUCAUUGGAGGCUUACCAGUUGCUGAAGACAAACAGAAAUUGGUAAAUAAAAAUAUUCAUGUUGCUAUUGGAGCACCAGGACGAAUAAAAAGUUUAAUUGAAAACAAACAUUUAAAAACUAAAAACAUAAAACUAUUUAUUUUGGAUGAAGCAGAUAAAUUAAUGUACGAAUCUUUUAAAGAUGAUAUAGAUUUUAUUAACAAAAGUCUUCCCAAAUCAAAACAAAUUAUUGCAACAAGUGCAACUUAUACAGAUGAAUUACAUAAUUCAGUGGCACAAUAUAUGAAAUCUCCUACAAAAAUUUCUGUAGAAACCGAUAUACCUACUUUACUUGGUUUAAAACAAUUCGUAUCGUUAGUUACACACCACUUGAACAUUGUUCGUCAAAUACAAUAUAAAACGAAUGAAUUAACUCGAAUUCUUUCUACAGUACCUUUUAAACAAUGUAUAGUUUUUACAAAUUAUCAGAUUCGAGCUGAAAGUUUGAGUAAUGAUCUUAAUAAAACGGGUUGGCCAUCAACAUUUAUAGCAGCCAGUCAAACACAAGAGCAACGUUUAAAAGCAUUAAAAAAAUUAAAGAAUCAUGAAUGCCGUUUAUUGAUUUCAACCGAUUUAACUGCUCGGGGUAUUGAUGCAGAAAAUGUAAAUUUAGUUAUUAAUUACGAUGUUCCAUAUGAUGGAGCAACUUAUUUACAUAGAAUUGGUAGAGCGGGACGCUAUGGGUCGCUAGGAUUAUGUAUUACAAUUUGUUGUAAUGGCGAUGAGUAUACAAAAUUUAAAAAUUUGAUUGGUACUAUUAGUACUGAUAUAGAAUUAUUGAAGUUACCUACAAACGAAAGUAUGCCAUCAAAUUUAUGGAAAUGUGAUAACAUGACUUUUGAAAAAGUUUCUUUUAAUCAAUCUUUAAAGGAAAAUACUUUUGAAAAUAAUGAUGGUUGCUCAAACACUUACGAAAUUCAAAGUGAUAAUUUAUUAAAAAUUAGUGACUUACAAUUGGAAGCUGAUAUGAAUUCACUUGUUGAAAAUCAUUUGAAUUCAACGUAUAAUCCGCAAGACAAAAUAAAUAUGGAAAGUACGAAAAAAGAUAACAAUAAAUCCGUAAUUAAUGAAGAAAAAACUUCAGACUUUGGUACACCAAUGCUCCAAGAUUUAUCUUCAACACCACAUGCUAUGAAAAUUCAAAAAGAAAAGCUUUUGAUACAAGAAAAAAACUCUGUUGAUAAGUUAAAUGAUUCAAAAUCGACUGACUUACACAAUUUUGAUGAAAAUAAAGAUGUGAAAACAAAUGAGGAUGUGAAUGAAAAUAGUAGUGAUUAUCAAAAACAAAAAGUUUUUAAAACAACGAUGACAAAUGGUUUUAAAUCAUUUGAUGAGCUAAAAUCAUCUUUUGCCAGCCAUCAAAAUAUUAAUGUCGUACAAAACGGAAACGUAAUAGAUAAAGAUGAUUCAGGCUUAACUAAUUUAGUAAAUUUCGAUAAUCCUCAAGAGAAAACAGUACAUUUAGAUGUAAAUCGAAAUGGAAAUUCUUCACCGGAGAAAUCUGAUAUAGGAAAAACGACGAAUAAAAAAUUCAAAAGUAGUUUUAAAUCAUUUGCUGAGCUAAAAACGUCUAUUGCUAGUCAUCAACAUAUCAAUGGUACUCAAACUGGAGAUCGAAUGGAUAAAGUUGAAACGAAAGGAUACAAGGCGCAUGAAAAACUAACAAAUGGUUCAUCAUUUUCUAAUUUAGAAAGUUUUGAUGGCAGUAAUGAAACAUCACAUGUAGAUGUAAAUCGUAAUGAUAAUUAUCCAUCAAGGGUAUCUGAGUUGGAAAACACAAGAAGUAAAACAUUGGAAAAUGGUUUUAAAUCGUUUGCUGAGUUAAAAACAUCUCUUGUUGGUCGUCAAAAUGUGAAUGAAAAGCAAAUUGGUAUUAUAUUGGAUAAUGGUGAACCAAGUGGUUUCAAAUCAUUCGAAGAACUGAAAAAUAUACGUAAUGAUCAAAAUAAUUGUAAUAAAACUCAAGAAACAUUACCAGAACCUCUAAAUUUAAUAGAAAACUUUGUCGAUAAAUCAAAGCAAUAUACUACAAUGAAUGGUGAGCUAAAAACCACUAAUGGUGAUGAAAAUCAAUCGAUUGUCGAAUCAACUUAUACUAACAUCGAUAAGGUGAAUGUUUCAGAAUUACAAGAGGCAGCUAUUAAUGUUGAAAAAAAUUUAACAAAAAAGAGUGAUUUUGUUCGAAUAAUUGAAUCUAAAGUUGUAAUAGACUCAAAUUCUACUAAAAAAACCUACGAUGAAACAUCAGACAGAUGUAAAUCAAUUGACAAUUAUUCUCAAAGGGUCAAUGAAGAAAUAUCACCUUGUUUCGAAAAUUCACAACCUAAAAAUCAUUCGAAAUCUAAAACUAGUAAAUUUCAUUGUGAUCCAACACAAAAAAGUGAUGAUGAAUUUUAUUAUUCUCAAAACUAUAAUCCGAAUAUAAAUUAUUCAAAUACUAAAUAUGAUUUUAGUAAUGUUUCAAGAUUUUCAGCAUGCCCUACUUGCAGAUGUACGUGUAAUACUGUUAGAGACAAUACGAAUUAUGUUAAUCAGCCGGAUUACUAUCAAUUACAAGAGCAGAAUUACCGUCAAUCAAACAUUAAUACUUCAUUUUAUUCUGGUAAUAAUUAUAUUAAUUCUUGGUAUAAUAUGUGGAGGGAGCAAGUUUUACACGUUCGAAAUCACGUGCAACAGACUAUCUAUAUGAGAGAAAUGAAAAAAUACAAUCAGUAA